Messenger RNA from Notodromas monacha, 1389 nucleotides. The record is from the annotation of a GenBank genome assembly. NCBI's taxonomy places the organism in Eukaryota, Metazoa, Arthropoda, Ostracoda, Podocopida, Cyprididae.
AUGGGACUACCGAAAAGGACUCUCCAUCUAUGCAACAUGGCCCUUGGCCAAAAGAAUGCGUCAAUGCGGCCAGCCCUUUGCUAUCUGCAUGUUAUGGGCAACGAAAGAGUUUCCAUCAUGCCUCCGAAGCCAUCAAAACCGGCGGUGUCUAAGAAGACAGAAAUGAAGAAGAAGGAGAAGGUUAUCGAAGACAAAACAUUCGGGCUGAAGAACAAGAAGGGUGCGAAAAUGCAGAAGUUUGUCCAACAAGUUGAAAAGCAAGUCAAAUCCGGUCCGAAUGUGAAGGCAUCAAAGCUCGACCCGCUGAAAUUGAAGAAAAAGGAAGAUGAAGAGGAUCUUGACAAAGAUCUUUUCAAACCCGUUAUCAUCCAGAAAGUCAUCGAUAAAAAUGUGGAUCCAAAAUCCGUAGUGUGUGCAUUUUUCAAGCAGGGGCAAUGUACUAAAGGUGAUAAAUGUAAAUUUUCCCAUGAUUUGGCGGUCGAGCGGAAAACAGAGAAGCGAAGUAUGUACGUUGAUGAGCGUAGUGCUGAAGAGGAGACCAUGGAAGACUGGGACGAAGCGAAGCUCGAAGAAGUUGUCAACAAAAAACAUAGCAAAACUAAGCCAACCACUGAUAUCAUCUGCAAAUUCUUCCUUGAUGCAGUGGAAUCCAGCAAAUAUGGGUGGUUUUGGGAAUGUCCAAACGGUAACGAUAAAUGUCACUAUCGUCAUGCCUUGCCCCCCGGCUUCGUUUUGAAGAAGGACAAGAAGAAACUAAAAGAGCUAGAAAAAGAAAAUGCUCUCACUUUAGAGGAAUUGAUAGAAGACGAACGAAAAAAGUUAGAUUCUGGCAAUGUCACGAAAGUUACUCUGGAAUCGUUUCUUGCUUGGAAGCGUAAGAAACGGAAAGACAAGAAAGAACUGCAAGAGAAGGAACGCGAACAAAAGCGUAAAGAUUUUAAACUUGGUCGAAGCGUUGGCAUUUCCGGUCGCGAAAUGUUUGACUUCGAUCCAAGUCUGAUCGCAGGAGAAGACGAUGUGGAAGAAGGCGAAGCUUCGUUCGAUAUAUCUGCCUUCAAACGAGAGGACAAUGAUGCUGAUGCGAACGAGACCCAAUUUGAAUUCAAAGAAAUCGACCUGGCUGCUCUUACCUUGCUUGAAGAUGAUGAAGAACCGGAUCAACGAGAUGAACCUGAAGGAGCAGUUGGUGGACCGAUCGAUGAGAGCCUCUUUGAUGAAGAUGCACUUGGUCUGGAUGACGAUGAGCUCAAUGGCGAUUGAAAGUUGUGUGUUGAUCCGACCCUCCAGGCCUAACAAGCGCGAACGGACUUCGUCUCAGUGAUUGUACUUUUGCCUGUCAAUGAUUUAAACAAAAACAGAGCGAGAAGUCAGGCCGAAUUUUUUCAAAAA